AUGGAUCGAAGUUGGAUGAACGCCUCACGUAUAACUGAAGACUACGAGAAUGGUGUUGAAGAGUUUUUGCAGUUUGCUCAAACUAAUGCGCAACCUAUGUGGGGAAAAUAUUUUUGUCCAUGUGUCAAGUGUGCAAAUGGGAAAUGCCAAAUAGUUAAUGACAUAACAACUCAUCUUAUUUGUGAUGGGAUAGUUCGUACUUACACAAAAUGGAUAUGGCAUGGGGAAUCGCCCGAUAGACCUGAAAUGUCACAACCUGAGCUGAUUAAUGCAGAAAUUGGAAAUCCUAUAGAAGAAAUGAUUCACGAUCUUGGGCAAGAGGGGUUUCAACAGGCACGAUUUGGGUGGAGUGACAAGAGCUUCACUGAGUUGCUUAUGUUAUUGAAAAACAUUCUUCCUGUAGAUAACAUGUUGCCGAAGAAUCACUACGAGGCAAAGAAGAUUUUAUGUCCAGUGGGUAUGGAGUACCAAAAAAUUCAUGCAUGCCGUAACGAUUGCAUUUUGUACAGAGAUGACUUUGCUAAAAUGCAUUGUUGCCUUGUGUGCGAGGUAUCAUGGUACAGACUGAACGAUGGGGAUUCCAGUGUUCAUCCAAUUGCCACCAACCGGCGUCCAGCGAAGGUGUGUUGGUAUCUCCCAAUAAUACCAAGGUUUCAGCGAUUGUUUGCUAAUGCUGAGGAGGCAAAAGACCUUACGUGGCAUGCAGAUACCAGAAAAUCAGAUGGAUGCGUACGACAUCCUGCAGAUAGUCUACAAUGGAAGAAAUUGAUCAUCUCCUUUGCGAACUUAAGUGGAUAUAGUGUCAAAGGACAUCACGCAUGUCCUAUAUGUGAGACUAAUACUAGUUUCCGGAAACUUAAACAUGGAAAGAAGGUUGUACAUACCAGGCACCGAAGAUUUCUCAAACAUUAUCAUCCAUAUCGGCGAUUGAAGAAGGCGUUUGAUGGGAGUCAGGAACAUGAAACUGCACCGAAUCCAUUAACUAGCAAUGAAGUUUAUCACCGGGACUCCUUAGAAGAGCAGGUUACGCAGGGUAGCUUUGUACCCCGUGGUCGUGACGACAUACUAAACACUGCCAUUGGGAGACCUGACCAUGGGGGUCGUGUUCGUGCAGCGGGGUCAGGUGUGACUAUUACUCUGUACUAUGGAAGGGCAUCACGUACAUGCAGUAACUCGUCCAUAUCCAUCAGUCAAUAA
Molecule: messenger RNA, 1197 nt
Organism: Glycine soja
Lineage: Eukaryota; Viridiplantae; Streptophyta; Magnoliopsida; Fabales; Fabaceae
Exons: 4
Coding region: 1-1197 (398 amino acids)
Source: RefSeq, a predicted model, not a curated record